Penicillium diatomitis is the source of this 4956-nucleotide messenger RNA. RefSeq names its product putative SNF2 family helicase/ATPase (Swr1) (gene swr1). Gene Ontology annotation, molecular function: ATP-dependent chromatin remodeler activity; ATP hydrolysis activity; ATP binding. NCBI's taxonomy places the organism in Eukaryota, Fungi, Ascomycota, Eurotiomycetes, Eurotiales, Aspergillaceae. The record is from RefSeq and is a predicted model, not a curated record. The coding region runs from base 1 to 4956 and encodes 1651 amino acids. Gene Ontology annotation, cellular component: Swr1 complex. The transcript has 2 exons.
AUGCAAAACGGCAGCCCGAGCAGCCCAUCGCCGCGAGAUGAUUACCUGACUCCGGUCCCAGACUCUCCUGUACUGGAAGCAGCCGCAUUAGAAAUUCAAGAUAAUUCGAAAACUUCCGAUGAGAUUCCGCAAGGCCAACCGGUCGACGAGCCUCCAACUCAAACAGAGGGCCCACCCUCGAAGAAGCGUCGCCUGACUGAAUCGACUCCAUCGCGUCGCUCUACACCCAGGCCCCCUUCGCCACCAUGGAAAAAGGCUGGGAUAGAUGGACCGACCUCAUUUACGGUGGAGGGUCGUCGGCGGUCCUCGCGAACGAAUGCGGUCCCGAUGGAGAUGCAACCCCCGUCCGACAAACGCAAAACUCGUGGAGCACAAUCCCAGCACGCGCCAAAGAAUGUUCGCGACACCGCAAAGCCUGCAACGUCGUCACCGCUGACUGUGACAAGUUCUCGAGCCGGCUUAUACAAUAAGGUGGGUGGCAAGGUUUCGUCAAAUGGAUCACCGCGGACAGCGUCAACAAAGGCAGUCGCAGCUGCGAAGCCGGCAGUCUCACAAUCACCAGCAACGAAAUCCACUUCCCUUUCCCGCGCAAGAUCCCGCAGCUCUGUUCAUGCCCAACGUUCGACGCGCGCUGCAGCAAACGGUGCUAGCCCCCGUCACCUUCGCGAUCGCAACUCCCCCGGCGCCGAAAAUGGUGUCGGUGGCAUCGAAGCCGCGAAUGGAGAUGAAGAGGAUGGCUCGGUUAAAGUUCCAAGGUUGCGAAUCAAAGUCAAAAAGCCGGUGCUUCCUAUCCGCCAUCCCGGUCAUAUUGCCACCAAGAAGUACAAUUCUUUCCGAGAGUGGAUUGACAAGGAAGAUGAACCAAGCCUUUUGUCAUCGGAGCAGGCAGUCGAAGAGGCUAAGAGGCGACGUCUUGUCAUUGAUGCAGCCGAGCCAGGCGGGCUUCUCAGCUCUGAAGUUUGUUCAGCGUACAUCACCGAUCAACAAGAGGAGCCGCCUCCUCAAUACUCGCAUCAGGACCAUCUCGUAGCUCAUGCGCUCUAUUUUCAAAAGCUUUUGGAUAAAGAACAUAAACGACACCGCCAGACGGCCAAGCUCUUCGCCCAGUGGUGCGCUGACGCAUACCGAAAGCGCCACAAGAAUCCCGAAGAUAUUCUUCGCGAGCAGCAAGAAGAGGUACGGGGCAAACGGAAGCAGGUAGUGAAGGACCUUCAGAAGAUGUUCGAUCUGGUCCGAGCCGAGGUCGACCGCGCACGACUGGCUCGUUGGGAAGAGGAGCGAAAGGUGCAAGAUCAGCAAGCUCUCGAUCGUGCGAUCAAGAAGUCCACAAUGCUGUUCGAGAAGCGUCGAUCGGAGAUCUUGGGUGAAACGAACAGUGACGCUCCCGUCACCAGUGAAGACGACGACGCCGAUGAAACGGACUCCGAGAUUCACUCAUCUGAUACAGACGACGAGAGCAAUAUGUCAUCCUCCGAGUCUGAAACGGACGAUGAAGCCAAUCUGGACGAUGACGCUAAAUUGACUGCCGAAGAACUUCGAAUGAAGUACGCAAACCUGCCCGACGAGGAUAAACAAGAUGAACAAGAUGGACUUUCAGUGACUGCGGGAGUUCCCGCGUCAGCUAUCGAUAGCGAGCUAGUGCACGAUGAAGUUGACUCCCAAGCGACUCCUGCCCCGCUCGACGACGUGGACUCGGUCCUCUUGGACGAAAGCGACGACGAAUCGACAGACAUGGAUGAUGACAUGGGUGACAGCGACGACGAUCUUGAAUCUCGCGACGGAGGCUCUGAAGAGGAAAGUGACGAAGAUGAUGAUGACGCACCUGGGCUCUUUGGGUUCUUCUCGUCGAAUGAUCUCCCGGCGUUCAAAGGCCGACAAGCCGGCGGCGACGAGGAAGAUGACGUCGGAUUUGAAGACCCUGUUGAAAGUUCUGUCAUUCCCGAUGAGCAUGAGUCCUCGCGAGAAGGAACCCCGAUGGAGAUUGUGGAAGCUUCAGCCGAACCGACUUCGACUGAAAUGGGCGAUGCAUCAGCGGUUGCUACCCCUUCAGAAAUCCAGGAUCAAGUUGCAAACCAUGAGACCUCUGUGGUGCUUGCUGCUGAAUCCAGAAAUUCAGAUUCACCCGAUGACGAAGCCGAGCCUCAUCCGAUGGACGUCAGCCCGAAUGACAACGUUGACAGCGGCCCCGCACCUGGCGGCGAAAUUUCGAGCGAAGCCUCCCCAGGCACAUUGGCAACGAAACCGUCCGAGCCGGAGUCCGUCUCCUCAUAUGAACCAAGUUCAGAGAAACAGCUCCAAGUAGGCGACUCGUCCGCACCUGGUCUCAAGACACCGAUCCCACACCUCCUGCGUGGUACCCUUCGCGAGUAUCAACACUAUGGACUGGAUUGGCUCGCAGGCCUCUACAAGAACCACAUCAACGGUAUCUUGGCAGACGAGAUGGGUCUUGGCAAGACUAUUCAGACUAUUGCCCUGCUUGCACAUCUGGCGGUCGACCAUGGCGUCUGGGGACCGCAUCUCGUGGUUGUGCCAACCAGUGUAAUGCUGAAUUGGGAGAUGGAGUUCAAGAAAUGGUGUCCCGGUUUCAAGAUCAUGACUUAUUACGGUAACCAGGAAGAGCGCAAGGCAAAACGUCGUGGCUGGACCGAUGAUAACGCGUGGAACGUCUUGAUCACCUCGUAUCAACUUGUGCUUCAGGAUCAGAUCUCUCUUAAGAGAAGGAACUGGCACUACAUGAUUCUCGACGAAGCUCACAACAUCAAGAACUUCCGCUCGCAACGAUGGCAAGCCCUGCUGACUUUCCGGACACGGGCUCGACUUCUCCUCACUGGAACACCGCUUCAGAACAACCUGACUGAACUAUGGUCUCUUCUCUUCUUUCUGAUGCCUUCCGACGGUGACGGAAACGGUAUCGAGGGAUUCGCCGACCUAAGAGACUUCUCGGAGUGGUUCCGGCGACCGGUGGAGCAAAUCCUGGAGCAUGGAAGGGAGACGAUGGAUGAAGAAGCAAAGCGAGUGGUGACCAAGCUCCAUACUGUUCUACGUCCGUAUAUCUUGCGUCGACUUAAGGCGGAUGUCGAGAAGCAGAUGCCCGGCAAGUACGAACACGUCAUUUAUUGCCGACUGUCCAAACGUCAGCGAUUCCUCUACGACGGGUUCAUGUCUAUGGCGCAGACCAAGGAAACACUGGCGUCAGGAAACUUCCUUUCGAUCAUCCACUGUCUCAUGCAGCUUCGCAAGGUCUGCAACCAUCCAGAUCUCUUUGAGACCCGACCUAUCUCGACAUCAUUUGCCAUGCCAAGAUCUGUUGCUACGGAUUACAAUGUAAAGGAGUCUCUAGUGCGUCGGCGUCUCCUAUUUGAGCAUCCCCUCACCAAAGUGGACCUUGACUUCCUCAAUCUUGCACCCGUGUCGAGAGAGGACAUUUCGCGUAGACUGGCAGACGAUAGCAUUCGGUUGAUGGCUUACGGGCCCUUCAAGACACUACGUGAGCGUCAGUACAAGCGGACGAAUUGGCAAAUGAGCUUUGACGGCUCCACCAUGGAGUCGACUCUCGACUCUUUGGAGAAUGCCAGUCGCAAACGCAGGAUGGCAGAGUUGGAGCGUUGUCUGUACUUUGAAUCAAAGCGGCACGGUCGUCGACCUGUGUACGGCAGCAGCUUGAUUGAAUUCCUUCGAGCGGGUACAAGCAAGGAGCACGCCUUGUCAAACGCGCCACUUCGAAAGAGCAACAUGGCAGAAUGGCUGUCUAGUCGUUCUUCUGUUCUCGCCUCCAUGAUUCUGAACAUUGAGGAACGCUCACUCGAGAUGGACGGAUAUGUCCAGCGCUUUGCUUGCGUUACCCCUGCAGCCGUUGCAGCCGGCACUACCGAGGCCGCAUUGACCCCUGUUGAGACCCGUUUGCUCACAAACACGUCCAAGGACCAGUCGUACGAUCCCUUCCACGAGGCACGAAUGCGCCUGUCCAUCGCCUUCCCCGACAAGAGACUGCUGCAAUACGACUGUGGCAAGCUUCAGCGACUGGACAAGCUCCUGCGAGACCUGAAAGCAGGCGGUCAUCGUGCGCUGAUCUUCACGCAGAUGACCAAGAUGCUGGAUAUUCUAGAGCAAUUCCUCAAUAUCCAUGGCCAUCGCUACCUUCGGCUUGAUGGCACUACAAAGGUCGAGUCACGCCAGAUGUUGACUGAGCGAUUUAACAGCGAUCCUCGCAUUCUGGCAUUCAUUCUAUCUAGUCGGUCCGGUGGUCUCGGUAUCAAUCUCACGGGUGCUGACACUGUGAUCUUCUACGACCUGGACUGGAAUCCAGCCAUGGACAAGCAAUGCCAAGAUCGCUGUCACCGUAUUGGACAGACUCGCGAUGUGCACAUCUAUCGAUUUGUUUCGGAGUACACUAUUGAGUCCAAUAUUCUGCGCAAAGCCAACCAAAAGCGCAUGCUUGAUGACGUGAUCAUCCAAGAGGGUGAAUUCACCACGGACUACUUCACCAAGCUCCGUGACGUAGAGGGCCUACCCGAGGGAGAGGACGCUCGUGAUGGUCAAGAUGAAGCCAGUGCUGCCAUGGACCGCGUGCUCGGCAACCGAGUUGCCAGUGGCGGAAAGGCGUUUGAGCAGGUCGAGGACACGGAAGACAUCGUUGCGGCCAAGAAUGCUCAGAAGGAGCUUGACCAUGCCGAUGACGGUGACUUUGAUGACCGCACUCCCGCUCAAAGCACUCCCGCUCAGGCUGGCACCCCUCUCCCUGUCGAAGGGGAGGGCACACCGUUGCCCAUUGAUGGUGUUGACCCUACGGACGCCAAAGCAAGCGCCCGUGAAGACACUGAGCUGCACCACAUUGAUGAAUAUCUGCUCCGCUUCAUGGAAUGGAACAUGCGAGAUGAACCUCUGGUUCUCCCUGUGGACAAGAGCAAGAAGAGGUCCAAGAAGGGGAAAGAACACCGAUUGAGACGGCGACGCUGA